AUGUGUAAACAUAUUCAUGCUAAGAAAAUUAAUAAGUCUGAUGACACUGAUAUUAACACCAAAAAUGAUUAUACUAACCCAAUGGAUACAGAUGAAAUUUGCAUGAACAUAUCUGAUAAGCAGCAAAUUAUUACUCACCCUGCAGUUAGCAUUGCAAACAAAAUCCAGCAAUUUCAUAGCAUGUUUGUGUCACAAGCAGAUAAAUUAAAUGAUGAAGGGCUAAAUAAAAUUAAUUUAUCCUUAGACUUAAAUUUAAAAAUACUAUAUGAACAAAAAUCUAACCAGGGGCGGAGUGGGUCCUAA
Messenger RNA from Cinara cedri, 303 nucleotides. The record is from the annotation of a GenBank genome assembly. Lineage: Eukaryota; Metazoa; Arthropoda; Insecta; Hemiptera; Aphididae.